AUGGACAACUUGCUUCUCAUGGAACUAGCUGAAAUCAAUGAAAAGCUCGCAGGAGCUCAAAGUGAAGCUGCCCCAAAAGAGACUGAAUCCAUUUUCAGAGAUACACCAGAGGAACUUACUGAGGAUGUGAGCAAAGCUCUUGAACAAGAUGACUUUGAAAAGGCCGAGGGGAGUUUAACAAAGACAAGGUACUAUUCAGAUAUAGGAGAAAAGAUCAAGUUAAAGAAGAUUACCCUUUAA
Messenger RNA from Ochotona princeps (American pika), 240 nucleotides. RefSeq names its product iron-sulfur cluster co-chaperone protein HscB-like. The coding region runs from base 1 to 240 and encodes 79 amino acids. Gene Ontology annotation, biological process: protein complex oligomerization. Lineage: Eukaryota; Metazoa; Chordata; Mammalia; Lagomorpha; Ochotonidae. The record is from RefSeq and is a predicted model, not a curated record. The transcript has a single exon.